ACAACACAUCACACUUCAUAGUGUUCGUCCAACCUUAAGUAUAAUUCCUUCAGGUAGUUGAAAAAUCACAGAAUGUUGAAAAUAUUUGUUUUACUCUGUUCGGUUCUAAUUACCAACGUAUAUGGCCAUGGAAUGAUGUUGGAACCCGUAGGACGCCAAUCUCGCUGGCGAUACGAUUCAACCGCUGUUCCCAAUUAUACAGAUAAUGAGUUAUUCUGUGGUGGUGCAUUCGUUCUCUGGCAAACAUAUGGUGGAAAAUGCGGACUUUGUGGAGAUAGUUAUGGUGCCGCAGCACCGCGCCCACAUGAGCUGGGAGGAACCUAUGGAGCUGGUGUCAUUGUUGGAAAAUAUUCUCCAGGUCAAAAUAUUCCGGUCUCUGCGAAAUUGACCGCCAACCACAAAGGUUAUUUCAAAUUUGAUCUAUGCAAUUUGGAUGUUUUCGGAAAGGAAUCUGAGGAAUGUUUCGCUGCAAAUCAAAUUAAAAUAUCUAACGGAAGCGACCGUUACGAUCUACCAUCCUAUGACCCUCAGACAUUUAACCUUCAAAUUCAAGCCCCAAGGGAUUUGAAAUGUACACACUGCGUUCUUCGCUGGACUUAUGUAGCAGCUAACAACUGGGGUACUUGCGAAGAUGGCACAAGCGCAGCCGGCUGUGGUCCUCAAGAAACUUUCAAAAAUUGCGCGGAUAUAGCUAUUUUGUAGAAAUUAUACUCAAGGGAAUGAAUAUACACUCAAAAUUGAAUUAAAUAUUCUGUUUACAGUA
Molecule: messenger RNA, 763 nt
Organism: Hermetia illucens (black soldier fly)
Lineage: Eukaryota; Metazoa; Arthropoda; Insecta; Diptera; Stratiomyidae
Exons: 3
Coding region: 73-702 (209 amino acids)
Source: RefSeq, a predicted model, not a curated record